AUGAGUGUUGGUAAAAUGAGUAUUGGUAAAAUGAGUGUUGGUAAAAUAAGUGUUGGUAAAAUAAGUGUCGGUGAUCGGCCAGACCAUAGACAGAAAUUGGGAAAUGCCGAUUUCACAUUGAACUCAUCAUCAAGUUUGGAAGGGGGGUACCAACACAAUAUAUGGAGUCCUAUCAUUGGCCCAGUAUUUCGUAAUUUAGAGAUAGAUCUGAUAAGGGGAAGGUAUGAGUACAUAUCUAAUGAUAGAAAAAACGGCAGUGAUGAUGAUACAAAUUGUAAGGAAGAUCGUAAGAAGAUUGGAAGGAAAAGAGAUGGAUCUUAG
This is a messenger RNA of Rhizophagus irregularis DAOM 181602=DAOM 197198, 321 nucleotides long. The record is from RefSeq and is a predicted model, not a curated record. NCBI's taxonomy places the organism in Eukaryota, Fungi, Glomeromycota, Glomeromycetes, Glomerales, Glomeraceae.